CCCUCCUCUCAGGGGAUGGCCAAGGUCCAGGAUGGACACACAAACGCAUGUGACAGCUCUGCGAUGUUAGAGGAGAGCCAGGAUGGUAUGGACAGUGGUACCCUAACUCCUGGCUCAGCUCGACAGGUUACCAUCCAGCGGCACCCCACUCAAGGCUUCGGCUUCAUUGCAGGCAGCCAGAGGCCUGUAAUUGUACGCUCCGUCUCUGCUGACGGCCCCUCCUUUGGCAAGCUUCUCCCUGGAGACCAGAUCUUGGCUAUUAACGAGGAGCCGGUGAGCGACGCGCCCCGGGAGAGAGUCAUAGACCUUGUAAGACGCUGCAAAGACUCUAUAGUUCUCACUGUGCUGCAGCCCCAUCAGUCACCUAAGUCUGCCUUCAUAAGUGCAGCCAAAAAGGCCCGCCUGCGAACUAACCCGCCUAAAGUGCGCUUUUCAGAGCAAGUGUCCAUCAGCGACCCAGACUCAACAAUGCUCAAGGACGACUCCUUGCUACUCAUACCAAAUGUGUUGAAGGUGUUCUUGGAGAAUGGACAGAUUAAGUCCUUUACGUUUGAUAGCCGUACCACUGUUAGGGAUGUGAUCUCCUCCCUGCAGGACCGCCUAUCACUACGCUACAUUGAGCACUUUGCCCUGGUGCUGGAGGCAGGUGGUCUGGACCAGAAUCAGAGGUUGCAUCUGCUGCAGGAGAACCAGCCUCUAUCACAUGUGGUGCACAGAACCUAUUUCCAAGGGAUGAAGUGUCUGUUCCGCAUCUGCUUCUUCCCCAAGGAUCCUGCAGACCUGCUGAGGAGGGACCCCGCUGCAUUUGAGUACCUCUAUAUACAGAGUCGCAAUGACGUCAUCAAGGAACGCUUUGGCAUGGACUGGAAAUCUGACAUCACAUUACGAUUGGCUGCACUCCACAUCUACAUCACUGUGUCCUCGGCAAGGCCCAAUCAGAAGAUCUCUCUCAAACAUGUGGAAAAAGAGUGGGGCCUAGAGCCUUUUCUUCCUCUCACUCUGCUUCCAACAGUCAAGGAGAAGAAUGUGUGUAAGACCCUGUCUCAGUUGCUGAAGACCUAUCAGCAUCCACCACCAUCAGGGAAUAAGGUCCCUCCUCUCCAAGGAAAGCUGCAGUACAUGCGUGUUCUCAAUGACCUUCCACCUUUUGGUGGAUUGCUGUUCCACACUGUUGGACUGGAUGAGAAACAGUCUGCCACAACUCUGCUGGUGGGUCCACGACAUGGUAUUAGUCAUGUGAUUGAUCUGAAAAACAACCUUACAACAGUUCUGGCUGAGUUCAGCAGGGUUGCCAAGAUCCAACUCUAUCGGGAGAAUCAAGGAGUGGCUCGGGUGGAGGUGUCCAUCCAUGAGGCCAAGCCCCUGGUCCUACUGAUGGAGUGGCCUGAUGCCAGUAAUUUUGCAAGCCUCAUCUCUGGCUAUUACAAGUUGUUUGUGGACCCUAAAAGAACCAUAUACUUCCGAACACCGGGUCAGUCUCAACUGACCAAGGCAGAUUACAGAAGUGCCCAUCAACGUUCUGGGGCUGCAGGCUCAUCAAGUGGAGGACGACGAGGAGACGAGAGGGAAAGCUCACACAGAGAGCCAGGGUCUUCUAGGGCCCUUGUUCCUGCUGAGCCUCAACACCUAGGCCUGUGUCAUGUCCACCUUCGAGAACAGCAGCAGCUUCAGGAGCUCCAAACACAGGCUGAAGCUGAGCUUGACAUCAAUGAGAACUUCAUUUCCCAGGAGCCCCCUGGGAGGCCCCGCACCAAGUCUGACCCCACCUUGCAAAGUACAGAGGAAAUAGGCAGGGUUUCAGAAAGCCCAGCAGUGGAAAAUGCAAGUUAUAGAAGCCGAGCCCAAACACUGGGUCAGUCCCAGAAAACCACACGAUACUUCUGUGACUCGUGCAAAGCCAGGCUUAGGGCAGAGGGUCUAUCAACAGCAAAUAGUAGUGGGAGUUCAGGGAAACAGUGCUCCAGCAUGUGUGCCUCUCGUGAUGGAGGUGCUGUCGACCUCAUGGCCCUGCCUCCACCAGGGAAUGAAGAAGAGGAUGAGGAGGAGGUAGAUAAUGGAGGAGGGAAGCUGCAACCACCACCACCUGCUAUUGCUGCCCCACCACCUGGGUUCAGGGACAACAGUUCAGAUGAGGAUGACCCUAGGAGAGGGAGGAAGGCUCAGACCAGUGCCGGCCCAGGAGCUGCCUCUGGGAAGUUGGUCCAGGCCAAGGAAGAUGUGCCUGUGACACUGAUUGAUAAUGUGGCCACAAGAACAGUGCGCGAUCAUGCCCAGGAGCUUGAUGAUGCUUUGGUGUCUACCUUGCAAGCACUAGAGGCUUUGGCAGCUUCUGAAGACUACCCCCAUCAUCCUCAACAGCCAGCACAGACUGCAGGGCUGAUUGUGUUGGCUGCCAUUACACCUGAGUCAUCACUGGACUCAGGCCAUGAGACCAACUCCUCUGAGUUAACAGAUGUCUCUGAGAUGGUGUCAGCCAUGAAGCAGCACCAGAACCAGGCCUACCUACUGGCUCACCACAUCAACAAGGAGCGUAUCCUCUGUCGCCGUGACUUCCCCCUGGCUAUCCCUGGCUGCACUGCACAGACCAUAGGUACUGGGGCCUUCUCUGUGGGUCAGAUCCGUGCCGGCUGUCCACCCAAGCAAGUAAUCCUCAGCAAGACUGUUCCCUUUAAAGUCAGCCCCAGUCAAGAGACUGCAACACUCAGUAUUGUUGGGGAACAUGGGGGCAAUGAAGACACUCAGACAGAACAGAACACAGAUCUCAAAGCAAAACCAGAGUCCACCAAAGCGAACACACCUAAUCUCCCUUCUAAGUCACCAGAAGAACUUAAAGUGUCUGAUCCAUCACCAACAGGCCAAGGCAGCAAAGAUCAGAAGUCAUCAAAUUGUUCCGGGGAAAAACUGAGCCAAAAUCUUUCUGAGGGCGUAAAGGGGAAAACAAAUGCAGCUCCUAAUACAGACCCUACCAACAAAGCCUUACCUAUCCUAUUACCUGUGGACAGAACUGUCUCUGCCAAGAGUACCCCCACUAUCAUGUGCCAAGAUGCCGAGACUGCCUCUAGUGAGACCAUGAAGCCUUCAAGCUCUAAAGAACUUCUGCCAAUUGAUGACCUUUUCUGCACAUGCCCAGUGCGUGUGGAGCCUGGGCCUCAGCUAAGACUAAAAGAUCCACAGGUUCAAAAGGUAGUAGUGUUUCAGUCCUCCUCUCCCACAGACGAUGAACGGCUUCGUGCAAAAGGCCUUGAGCUGGCUAACAAUAAAGAUAAUGCAGUGAGAGGGGGAGCAGCAGAUCCCACAUUAGUUAAACCCAGCCAUCAAAUCCAAACCAAGUACUCCCCUCGCAUGCCUGUAAAAUCGGAGAGAAAAGAAGCAGCUGAGGGCAAGACUGAGGGUUCCCAGGGAAAAGCACACCCUGAGCCACAGAAAUGUCCCUCAAAAUCUUUACCUAUUUUGGAAGAUCCCACACACCCCAGCACCUCUGUAGAAAAGGUCUCCACUCUCCCAGCCAGUGACUCAAAGAAACAGGGGAGUGGCAAGGGAAAGUCCCAACGCAGUGCUCCUUUCCUGAGCUUCAGAAACCUGCUUUCAGCUACGUUCCCAGCCAGAAUGCGAAGAGAGACAGAUGAGAGACGGGCUCAGUUGCAGAAAGUUCGUCAGUAUGAGCUGGAGUUCUUAGAGGAGCUACUGAAGCCCAAGUCAUCGCAGGGAGAGUAUCUGCCCCAAGGAUCCUCUCCAGUGCCCUCAGGUACUCCUUGUGCCUGCCAGCUCCGUACCAGUCCUGUCCUGAAGGCUCCAGGAAUCUCCAGGGAGCAGCGACGUAGCUGUGACUGUAAGAGAAUGUGCAGAGGUAUGCGUCUACCUGACACACCAGUUGGCUCAACUACAGAACCACAGCACAGGGGCAGAGAGAGGAAUAUUGCGAAAACCCCUCCAGCAGUCCCCAAAGCCCCUCACACCCAAGGUGGUACAAGAAGACCUCAGACCCUAGAGAUAAAGACCACACGAAUACGCUCUACAAGCCUUGAAUCUAGAGAGCCAAGGCGAGAGCAGGGCUCCUGCCUGCCCACUUGCACAUCUCAAACAGAUUGCAUGGGAGGUCCACAAUAUAAGAAGCUCCAGAGGAGAUACAGCAUUGGAGAGGUCGAUAAUAGCACUAGUACACCUGUAUAUGCUGAGGUGAAGCCGAAAGCCAAGAGUCUAGAGAAGGAGAUGGAGAGAGUGAGAGCCACAGGACUGAGGCUCCCCACCCCUGUGGAGCCAGUCCACACUCAUUCUCAUCAGGCAGAGGGAAAAGGCAAGAAGGGAGUGUUCUUCAUUCAGGGAGAGGAGCUACUACGUGAUAAUAGAGAAGGAGCUAGUGAGGUGCUGCUGGCCCUGCCCAGUGAAGAUAGUGAUGACAGGGAGAAAUGCUGCUCAUUCUGCUUCUGCUACAGGAAGUGUGAGGCAGCAGAUGAAAGCAGUGAGAAGGAUGAGCUCUCAUACUCCAUACCCCUUCAGGUCCUUCCAGGCAUGCAGCUAGACUCACGUACCCUGCCUGUAGUCAGCAAAACUCUCCAGGUUCUUAAUGCAGAAGACUGCAGUGGGGAGGAAGAAGAGGAAGAGGAGGAGGAGCCACAGACACAAGAAAUUGACCUUAGAGCCUGUGGAACACUGGAGGGGAGCCUGGCCCGAGUACAGGCACUCCAGGGGAAGACUUUCAGCCUCCCUGAUGGCUUCCUAAAUGCCCAGUUGGAUGCUAAUGAGUUGCUAGCUAUCCUGCGUCAAUGUGCUAACAGCCCACAAGCUGAGGGAGAGGCUCGUCUCCAGCCCUCACGGAUUGCAGAGUAUAAACAGGAGCUAGCAGUUCGCUUCAAAGAAUUUCGGGCAUCUUGUCGGCGAGUGGCCAGUGUUGAAAAGAGCCCAACUCGUAUGCUUGCUGUUGUGACAGCCAGCUUUCAAGUGUUGUGUGACCUAACUCAGACCUUCAUCAAACUGGUCAGAGGUGUGCGUUCAGAAACCCAAAGGCUGCAGCUGCUGAGAAAAGUUGAGGAAGUAGCUAUCAACUACACUUUGCUUCUGCGCGCAGCAGAGGAAUCAAUGGGACAUUCAAGCAGCUUGCCGACGAAGACAGUGAGCCCUCAAAUUUCCACCAACACCAAUAAUAUGAGCUCUCUCACUCGACCCAUCAAAACUCUUCCUGCCCAGUAAAGAUAUAAACAGAGCCCUGGCAAGGCCAUGAGAAAAAAUAUUAUUUUGUGUGUACAAAACCCUGAAUUGUGCCCACAAAAUACUAAACUGAGGUCAUGAAAUCUUAAUUUGUGCACACACUUUACUUUUUUAUGCUCUCAGUUUGACUUUUCAAGCCCUCGGAUUCCUAAAAUUGUGCCCACAUUUUAGUUAUAUUGUACCCUUGCCUAAAGAAACCUUCCUAUGAUUAAUGGAUAAGCUGACA
Myripristis murdjan (pinecone soldierfish) is the source of this 5431-nucleotide messenger RNA. RefSeq names its product FERM and PDZ domain containing 3 (gene frmpd3). Gene Ontology annotation, cellular component: cytoskeleton. The transcript is spliced from 15 exons. Gene Ontology annotation, molecular function: protein binding. The record is from RefSeq and is a predicted model, not a curated record. Bases 16 to 5187 code for a protein of 1723 amino acids. NCBI's taxonomy places the organism in Eukaryota, Metazoa, Chordata, Actinopteri, Holocentriformes, Holocentridae.